This is a messenger RNA of Carica papaya (papaya), 3965 nucleotides long. RefSeq names its product putative recombination initiation defect 1 (gene PRD1). Gene Ontology annotation, biological process: meiotic DNA double-strand break formation. Lineage: Eukaryota; Viridiplantae; Streptophyta; Magnoliopsida; Brassicales; Caricaceae. The record is from RefSeq and is a predicted model, not a curated record.
AAUUCAAAUCUGAUACCUUCUCGUCUGCCAUGUUCUCUCCAGAGGCGCAAGAACCAGAUCACCUGGACGUCGAACCAGAGGAGUGGACCGGACCACCUCCUCCAUGCGCACAAGGCCACAGCUCCACGCUAUCUCUACCAACUCACGAAGGCGGUGCCAUCUGCCUCCUUUGUCUCUCCAAUCUCAUCUCCAAUCCUCGUUCUCCAACUCUUCAUGUCUCCUACGCGCUCUCCCAGCUCUCCCACGCGCUCUCCCAGCCUCAAUUCCUCCAGUGCCUUCUCUCCUCCCAUCCUCACUUCCUCCUGUCCCCUCUCCUCCAUGCAAUCUCAUGCUUUGACGAUGAUCCCAUCGCUCAUCAACUUAUCAACCUCAUCUCCCUGCUUUCCGCCCAUUCCUCUGACAUUUGCGCCGAAUUUGUUGCCAAGCUAGCCGGCUUACUGUCCUCCGGUUCCUUGGCGUGGAGUCGCAGGCAGCUUUAUGUGCUUCAUUGUUUUGGGGUUAUACUGAACUCUCAGAUUACCGAUCUCUAUGUGCACAUUAAAGACAAGGACUGUCUUGUAUCCAACCUUGUUGCAGGUCUUCAAUUGCCAAGCGAGGAGAUUCGCGGAGAGAUCCUUUUUGUUUUAUAUAAGCUAUGCGCCCUGCAAUACAUGACAAAUGAUGGUGAUCACGGGGCUGAUUUUCUUCUUGAAUUUUGCCCUAAGCUCUUGCAGCUUUCCUUGGAAGCCCUUAUGAAGACUCACUGUGACGAUGUUCGGUUGAAUUGUAUAGCACUUUUGACUAUCUUGGUAAAACAAGGUCUUUUCAGUAAUGUAUAUGCAAAUGACAUCUCCAGCAUGAGCUCCAAUGAAGAAGACAACUUCAUGCAAAGUACUGAAGAUGAAGCACUAGGGCCUUCUAUGAAUCUCUUGUUUGCUGAGGCCAUCAAAGGUCCAUUGCUUUCAACAGACAGCCAAGUCCAAAUUAGCACGCUUGAUCUACUCUUCCAUUAUCUGUCUCGCGAGAGUGCGUCAAUCAAACAGAUAAAAGUUUUGGUGGAAGAAAAUGUUGCUGACUAUGUAUUUGAAAUAUUAAGAUUGUCAGACUGUAAGGAUCCUGUAGUCAACUGUUCCAUUCGGGUCCUUGAUCUUUUCUCCAGAGCUGAAGCUUUCAAACCUAGAUUAGUUGUUGGAUUUGCUGCUCUAAUGCCAAUAUUACAUUAUGUAGCUGAACUUCCUUUUCACCCUGUUCAAACUGAGACAUUGAAGCUUGUAUGGAGCUGCAUUUCUGAUUAUCCUGGGAUAGCAUCAGCUUCUCAUGUUCAGGAAAUAGUUCUUGGUUUGACAAGGAUGUUAAAAAAGUAUUCUGAUGGAGAAAUGGGGUUGCUUCCAGAGGCUUUUUUAGCAUGUUGUUCAAUCUUUGUUUCCCUUCUGAAAAUUCCAUCUUUCUAUGAAAAAACUGAUCUAGUAAUGUCGGUACAAGAAGCAUCUAGAAAUGCCAUUUUAGCUUGUUUAAAUGCCCCCGAGAAAGAUCCAAAUCAACUCUUGUACGCCUUAUGCCUCCUCAGAGAGGUAUAUGCAUGUAGUCGGGUUGAAGAGUUUUUAGCCAACUCUGGUACUGUGGCACUAGGAAAAUAUAUUCUUGAUGUGUGUGCAUCACAUCUGUUACCUUGGUUUUUAACUGCCAUCAAUGAGAUGAAUGAGGAAACUAUUCUUGGGGUGCUGGAAACAUUUCAUCAUGUACUGCUUCAGGAUUCUGACACCCAAGCCAAGAAAUUUGCAAAUAUUCUGGCUUCAGCAUCUUGGUUCAGUUUUUCAUUUGGAUGUCUCGGUUCUUUUUCUACGGAGAAGAUGAAAUGGAGGGUAUAUCUAAUUCUCAGUUCGCUUGCGGAUGUUCUCUUAGAAAACAACAGUGGACAACCCAUUAGAGACGCUGCUUCUUGUCUUCCAUCUGAUCCUAUUGAUUUACUAUUUCUGCUCGGGCAGAAGAAUUCUGACAACUUAGAAUUGUCUUCUUGCCAAUCUGCAGUUUUGAUGAUUUUGCAUACCAGCUCUUUAUAUGGUGACAGGCUUGCAGAUGAUAAAUCGGUGUUAGCUUCCCUGGAACAAUAUAUUCAUCUCAACAGUACAGAUCUUAUUUGUAGGGAAUCUGAUUCCUCAACAACAUCGUGUUUGGUUAAUCUUUAUGGUCUGUACAGGAGUCUGGGAAACACGAGCUACCAAAUCCCUUAUAGCCCUGAAGUUGAGAGGAUACUCUUUCAUUUAUUGAGCGAGAAUGAAUGGGAUUUAGCUUCUGCAGUAAUGCACCCAAUAUCAUUGCAAUGGCUGUUUCAGCAAGAGAAACUCAUCAAGCCUUUAUCUUAUCAAAUUCUGAAAUUUUGCCAAAACAAUAGCUCGAAUAGGAAUCAUAUGAUCAUCUACGGAAACGAAAGUCAGAGAAUAGAUGUACAAAUGAUCUCUGAAUUGGUAGCAGCAGGAGACAAUUAUGCAGCAACAUCUUUAGUGUGCUUAUUUAUGCAGCUUGUUCAGGAAGAAGGGCAAGAAUAUGACAUAAUAUUGGCUCUAAAUCUGAUAUCAUCGACCAUUUUCAUACUUCCUGCUGCCUCAGACCAACUAUGUUCACACGAGAUAGCCAAUGCAAUCCGGAAUCUCAGUUACAGUUCAAUCUAUUCUUCUUCCCAACAAAUAUUCACAGCCAUCUUACCUUUAAUAUUUAACAUAUUAUGUUCUGCAAGUCCUGAAGCACUUUCUAAUGAUGAAUCUUGGGUUGCAGUGACUGUGAAGUUGAUUGACAACUUAGUCACCAGGGGGUCUGUAAAUGGCUGGAGUCAUGAAGGUCUUCUGGUAAUUGGGAUUCUUGGAUUGAUUUUGUACCGAUCCACAAACAACUCCCUUGUAGAAGCUUCAAGAAGCAUAGUUUUGAAUUCAUCUUUGGUCUCUGCAAUCAACAGCAACAUCAAUGCUGCUUGCUCAAAAGGACCGGCUUUAAUUCAAUAUGAUGAGGGAACAAGCAUGGGGAAAAAUCUAACAUUCAUGCUGUUACUUUAUUAUUUUUUGCUAAAAAGUUUGCCUAUAGUUCUACCAGGGGCUAUGGACUGGCAAUCUUUCUUUGAUCCGUCUAACAAGGUGCAACAACUACUUUCCACUAUAAAUGUCAGUUGCCAUGAGUUGUGCAGGCUGAUGACUUUUGGGCCUCCACUAAUUAAGCUUGUCACUUCAUAUUGCCUUUUGGAGUUAAUUACCAGACUGUCAGAACAGAUAGAUAUAAAACAUGAGGAGCUAAAAUGCCCUGUGGCUUACCUAGAAUCUGUAAUGGCUGUAUUAGAAGGCCUGGUCUUUUACACCGACACUAGAGUGGCUAUGAACUGUGCUAUCUGCUUGUCAAAGAUUUUAGGAUGGGAAAAGUUGGUCGUGCAGGGUUCAAAGAAUAACUGGUGUAGGUUAAUCGUGGAAGAGAUGGCAAUAUCUUUGGGGAUUCCAUGUUUAGCAUCAAACUCUUACAGUAAUCAUAAUAAGCCUGCAGUUCAUGUAACUGUCGCAUUGCUAAAACUCCAAAAUUCUCCUGGGUGGAUGAGAACUGUCUUUGAUGAUCCAUCUAUAACUGGCAUAAUUGAAAACCUCGCCACAACAAAUAUCAGUGCUGAGACAGUACUUCUAUUUCGAGAACUUCUGAAUUCUGAAUUCUUGAAUGCUGAGCAAAUUGCUGGGCUAAAUCACCUGCUCCAGGCAUGCAGGAAACGUAUCUAUACCAACAGUACUCAAGCUGAGCGGACUAAUGAGCUUCACGUACCUAGGAUUUGCUGCUCACCAGAUGAUCUGGGACAAGUUUGUGAAUCUCUCAUUCACUUGAUGUCAUCCGUGUCACCGCUGGAUACCAAUUCUGACUACGAGAAUAGAACCUUGUUGGAUGAAAUAGAAUUGUUUUUCAGGACUUUAACAGUAGAGGAUGGUAGCUGAGCAAAUAAUUAGUAAGAGUUGAUGCUUCUG